GAAAAUUUAAUGGAUAUUUUAGAUAAUCAUUGCAUUAAAUUAAUAGAAAAUUAAUAUUACUGAGAACCGAAUGUUUAUUUUAAGUUAAUUAUCUUCUCUGCUGAGCAUGGUGGAUUUUACUUUGAGCUGAAAUGUUGACAUCGGUUCAAACUUCACAACACUAACAACAGAUCUGGUAUCAGUCACACAACUAGUUAUUAACUGUCAGCUUCUGUAUCUAAUAUCAGCUGAAUUUGACAUUAAAUCAGUCGUUUCUCCCUCUCAAUCAGCGCUUUUAUUGCAGCGGGCGACGUUUAGUUUCCCGUGUGAUGAUAAAGUGUUUGUGAGCGUCGGAAUAGAAGAAGUCCGAAUCUGUGAAUAUCUUUCCAACUUUACCGAACUCGGUAUAACGUGCAACACGUUCCCAUUAACCCUUUAGGCGACACAGUUUUUUCAAUAAAAUAUUCAGUUUUCAUAUCACUUUUUCAAAAGGUUGUAACUUGAAAAUGAUUAGAGAUAAAGGCAUACUGUAAAUGAGUAAAAUCAUCAGUAUGAUCCAAAGUUUGUGAUGGGAGUAAAUUCACUCAUCUAAUUUGCAUAUCAUGACGUCACCAGGCGGCGGACAUAUGGAUUACAUAACUUUUACAGAUGUUUAUCGAUCAAGAUGGCAUUGCUUGGCUCAGAAUUUGUCAGAUUCCUGUCUCCACGAUACUCAACAGGCUCAUCUAAAUGUCUGAUCCACUUGUGAUACUGUUCCUCAUCUCUCAAGCAAACCCAGCCAUUAUCAUCGUCAUUUACGGCGGGGCCGUGAACGCCACUGCGGCCUCCGCCGCUUUUAUCAGUGCAUUUUCUCCCGCGUCUGCCGCUAUUUCCGCGGUUUUUUGCAUCCCCGCUACCCACUUCACUAUUAGCGGUGUUUUGACCACCGCUGCUACACCCACCACGUCCCCUCCUGCCACCCCGGACACGGUGAAGCAAAGCAUCGGCUCCAGGAUGUGCUGCUUGUGGACUGUCAUGGAGCGCGGACUCGCUGCCGUUACGUUACGUUGCUUGUCGCAAUAUUGCGACUUUGGCGCUUAAAUUAAGAUAUUAAAAAAAAACAACCAAAACAGCUAGCUAGCUAGCUAAACCAGAUGACUCUUUCAAAAUGCUAUAUUACAGAGUUUAUCAAUACAACGCAGAACUACCGAAGCAGGCACACGGCCAAAGUUUUUAGUAAUGUCCCUUUACACAAAACAUGACAACUCCAGAGCACAUUUGAAACACAUUCAUCCCAUUUGUUUGCGCUGCGCUAUAACAGGUUGUUGCUGACUAACGAAGCACGUUCACAGCACAACACAUCAUUUAGAAUUUACACAUAUACUUAGAUAAAUCGUCUUGGAAAAAUUUACCUCUAAAAAACAAGAAACAUUUGUAGCUUACCGUUUUGUUUCUCCACUAAACACUGUGACCAACCUUAAGCCAGUUGGAUCGAGUGGUUCAGCCGUUAGAAGUUCAAACAUUAAAGAACACUGCGGCGUAUCACUCCGCCCAGCGUCAAAGAGGCCCUACUUUACGUGGUGUAAAUGCGCUCAGGACUAUUUUACCUGAUUACCUCUAAUAAUUUGAAAUAAUCUUGAUUUUGAGGGGGAAAAUAUGAGAUAAUCUUAAUAUGCAAUUUGUAAAAGGAUGAUUCUAUGGUUAGGGGUACAUUUCUGUGGAGGACUAAAAGUGCCAAAUUUAAAUAAAUAAAUCCAUCGUUAAAUAAUUUAUUAAAUAUGUCAUUAAUUAAUUAAAAUUGAAAUCAAGUAUGCCGUGAUUCCACAAGCAUCUACUCGGCACGGUACGGCUCGGCUCGUCUUUGUUUGCGAGCGUUUCCAUACGGGUUAGUGCCUGGUACAAGGCACUAUUUUCAGCAUCUUCUCGGCUGAGGUUCCAAGCGAGCUAAGAUGAGCCGAUAAUGUGACGUUUACAUAGUGCAGGCCACUGAUUGGACAGGAGUGCAGGCCACUGAUUGGACAGGGAGGGACGACACAUAGCUGCUGCCUACAUGUUCACAUUUUUCCCAUCACUUUUCCAAUCAAUAAAUAAUACAAAUACCUUUAUUUGUUUAGCAAUGCUACAUGCAUAACAUAUAAAAAGUGCAAUUUAAGAAAAACCUUACAAUACAUAUACAAAAGUACAUAAUAAAAGUAAUAAAAUAGCAGGUGUAAUACUGGUAAGUUACAUAAAAUUGCAAAAGAUAUUUAAAGACAGUGUUUAGUGACUGUGGGGAACAUUUAAGAGAACAGAUUUAGAGAAUCUCAGGGAUCUAUAACUUAGUCAACAUAUCAGAUAAAUAGUCAGGAACUAGUAGAUUAAAAGAUUUAAAAACUAAAUUGAAUUAUGAAAUGAGCAGAAAGCCAAUAAAAAGCCUUUAAAACCGAAGUAUUUGCAUUUGGUUUUGGUGCAAAGAUGCAAAAUUUCUAAAGAUUUCUUGGGCGUUUUAAUAGAAAUGAAGUCUGCAAGAAAUAGUACAAGCAUGAAAAGGUUAAAAACUCUAUUUUUAGUGAUGUUUCUCAGCUGAGAUCUAAGUUGAAUCUGACUUUCUUUAUCACCAGUGAUGGUCAGACCUCUAACUGUAAUCUUUAGACACGUUUCUGUAGCAACUCAGGCUACGCUAAAGACUAGUGAUGGCGAGAUGAAGCUUCAUGAAGCACUGAGGCUUUCCAUCCAGUUGAUUCACUCAUGGUUCGAAGCUUCAUGGUGCUUCAUUUGCUCUACUGCGCCAUCAACUGGACAAAUAAAACAGGCAGAGUGCCUAUAAUGACACACUAGCUUUGCUAUGUGAAGCUGUGAAUUGUGCUUAAAUGAUAAUACCAGUAAACAAGUAAUAUACUUAAUAUAGUGUCUGCUUUUCCUGAUAGCAGGAACACAGGGGGAAAUGGAAACAAACUGGAGAGAGAUUUGAGAUUUGUAGCUUGAUUGCUUGAUUGAUGUCAGGUUCUGGCUUUCUGUAAAGUGCUUAGAUACUUUUAAUUGUAAUAAGGGCUAUAUAAAUGAAAUUUAUUGUGCUUUUGCUACUUGUUGUUUUGUGACUGCAUGUGGUACCAGUGACAACCUGUAAAACAAAAAUAGGGACAACAUUUGAUUUGUUUUUAUUCAAAAACAUCCAUUUUUCCACAGUGCUGGGAUCCAGGGUGUGUGUGUGUGUGUGUGUGUGUGUGUGUGUGUGUGUGUGUGUGUGUGUGUGUGUGUGUGUGUGUGUGUGUGUGUGUGUGUGUGUGUGAGUGUGCUGCAGUGUUGUUUGCAGAAUGUAUGUAAAUGUCAUUAUGACAUCACAAUCUUUGAGAUGUCAUGUGUGAUGUCAUAAUGGCCAGAAAGUGUAUAAAUAUGUUCGUAACCUGGAUUCAACACACAGUUUCUCGUGACUUCGUGCGAUUUCCCGUGAUUUGCCGUGAUUUUCACCACUCACUUGAGCAGACCCCACUUUGACAUGGCCCUGAGCUUUAAAAAGGUCAGAGCCUUUUUAUCAUCAAAGGCCUCGACUUCAACAGACGAUGCGACUGAAAACAGAAAGGAGCGUGAACGUUGGCCAUUUUCCAAGGCUGCCAAAAGGCAAUUUGAUGAAAUGCAGGCAGACCAGAAGAAGAUUUUUAAGAGGAAACAUCCAGAGUUCCCUGUGGAUCUGGACCAAGAGCAAAGCGAGUCUGUAGUCAGAAGCUCAGAAAGAUGUCCUUCAUCAGGAAGGCCUUCUGAGUCUGUGUCUACAGUCAACUCCAGAAAAACUUGUGAAAAAGUUUCCAAAUUUACCAGCAGGGACGAUGAGGGCUAUGAUGAGGACGCUGAUAAAUUCUCUACACCAGUUGUAGCCCUCAGAUACUCAGAGUCUCUCGACACUUUGGUGUCGGUCCAUGAAGAGUCUGAGUCCGAUGACAGAUCCUCCUAUCAAGAACCAGCGACUGAACUGGUCUCUGCUCCUGAACCCGCCGCUUCCCAGGUCAGAACUGAAUCACAUUCUUCACUCUACUUGUCCCCCGAAGAAAAGGAUGUCGUCAGCGCUCUGCUGCUGAAGGUGAUGGCAAAAUUCUUCUCUAAAUCCAGGGUGUUAGUCACCACAGAGCAACUCCAGAUCAUCCUGAAGCAACUGUUGAUCCUUCUGGAUGAACGCUACCUGUCACCUGACUUCAUCACAAAAAUAACCCAGGAGACGGACAAAAUAACGAAGGCCAUGGUGAAGGACCUUGACAGGAUGUUUGGCUCUACAGAAAAGCUGCUGGAGGCAGCGACGACUGCAAAAGAUGAAUCUUUUAAGGACACUGUGUGGAUGGCUUUGCAGGUUAAUUUAGAAGCCAUCCCUCGACCAGACAAUUUGAAAUCUGGAGACACCAGGUUCUUCUCAUCGGUGGGAAGAGGCUUCAGCGAAAACUUUCGCCGUUUGAAGAAGAGUUUGGCAGGUUCUAAUACCGUAGCGAUUAUAUUAGUAAUCCUUUUUUGUAUAUCAGUAUUACCUCUGUGAGAAAAUCACAGUAUAGAUAAGUCCUUUAUUUCUCCCCAAGCCAGGGGAAAUUCACAUUGUUGUGGAAACGCAUCAAGAGAAGAAUUACAAAGGCUUUCCAUAAAUACAUCUUGUGUGGAUCAGUAAGGCCUUCUCCAACUUCUCCACCCUGAUUCCUCUCUCUGUCUAUCUAUCUAUCUAUCUAUCUAUCUAUCUAUCUAUCUAUCUAUCUAUCUAUCUAUCUAUCUAUCUAUCUAUCUAUCUAUCUAUCUAUCUAUCUAUCUAUCUAUCUAUCUAUCUAUCUAUCUAUCUAUCUAUCACCCCCAUUCUUCACCUUUCUAUUCUUCACCUCCUCUUUCUUUAAGGGCAGCAGGGUGGAAUCAGUGAAGAGCACAGCAGCCUCAUAAAAACGACUCCACUACUCUGGUGGGCUGUUUUCUGUGGCCACUUCUGUGUUCUCUCCAUGCAAAUUGAUUGAUUGGACUCUAAAUUGCCUCCCAAAAACAAAAAGAAAAGAAAAAAAUAAAACCAAAUAAAAAUAAAAGAAAAAAAAUCUAUUAUCAGUCAUUAUCAGCAAAUAAAUAUAAUUUCGCCUUAAUUCUACAUUUGUUUGUUUCUCUCAGUAAAUGCACCACAUUCUGGUUGUUGUUGUUCAAACACUGGUGGUUCUGAUUUAAACAGAACUAAAGCUCAGAAGGUAGUUUUUAGUACUGAACAGGGUUCAUAUGGUGGACAAGAGCUUGUUGUUCCAACAAUGUCAUUGUUUUUUCAUUUAAUGUGCACAUACUGUAUCCUACUUGCACACAGCUGAUCUGCACCACAACUUUUAAUUCAUUGUAUUGGACAGUAAAUGCAUUGUCUUGUAUUUCUCUUUGUAUAAAGUGGGAUGUAAAGAAGAAUCUUACUGUAAUAUUAAACCUGAUUACUCAAAACUUUAGCGCACAGGGAAACUAGUCAAAGUAAUGUUUCCAAGAAUUUCUACAUGUGUGUGUGUCUGAAGCAAGAACUUGGGAAUUUCACCAUAAUCUUCCUGAUUGUGGUCUUUCAUUCCAUUUUCUUUCUCAGUGUAGCCAAAUAUUUACAGUUAUUUUGUUAUGUGCUUGUUGGUUAUCGGAUCCAGUGUGAACAGUAUAUUUUUGGACACUUUUUAAGUGAGUCAUGUAGAAUCAAAUGAUUUGAUGGAAAUAUCACAAUUUUCAGUUUAGAAUUUGAGAAUUUUCCCGAUGGAACCAAGCAUCACAUAUGAUUUGCUCAGGCACUGUUGCAAAGUUGAAAACCUCACCAUCCUUUCUGUUUUUACAGGAUUUUUUUCUUUUUAUCAUUACUAAUGUUUAAAUAGUAAAUUACUUUAUAUAGCAAAGGAUUGUGGGAAAAUAUAUGCUCACUACAGGAAAUCUUUUGUACUGUGAAUCCAUUCACAUUAGCAAACCUGAACACAAAACACUGUCCAAAGGCCAGGGAAAUUUCUUCAUUUUUUAAAAAACUGUUUUUGGGGAAUUUGUGGUGAAAGUACAGAAGAGAAAAAUGGCAUUAAGGCAACAAAAAGGUUGUUAUAUUUCAUGUAAAACUGUGACUUUUUCUACAUGUCAACGUUGUGCCAAGUUGACUAGCUUUUCUUUUGUUUUUUGUUUGAAGAUUCUACAUUUGUCAGUGUCAACAUAUCAGCUUUAUGUUACACAUAUAUUUUGACAGAUAAAGAACCAUCACUAGAUAGAUGAUGAACCUGGUAUUUUUUUUAGUGGUGGGACACGAUUAAAAAAAUUAGUCUAAUUAAUUACAGGCUUUGUAAUUAAUUAAUCAAAAUGACAAUAGAUAAUUAUUUUCAAAUUCAAAUAAAUUUUGGUUGACAUCGAUGAAUAGACAUAUACAUGUGUAAAAUUUAAAAUGUAUAAAAUGAAUACAAUUUUAAAAUGGGACAUCACAUAAAAACUGCUCUCUAUUCAUGUCCAGUGAAGGUUAACACCCUAAUUAAUUCUACUUUGUGCAGUUUCCCCCCUAGCAGGUCAGUUUAGGCCUCUGAAGUGUUUGGUCUUCAGUGUUUUUGGGUUCCAUAAGUGAGUGCAGCGUGUUAACACACAUGUUCCCUGAAGCGUGCAACAUGCAGCGCAGAGCCUCUUCUUGUACGUUUCACUGCUGAUCGUCCCUGACAGUCCUUUCAUGCAGCUUUGUGACUGUGUGAUGUUGGGUCUGUACAACGGAGCAGCGACACACAGGAGCCCCUCAGUGCUGCCGUUUGUUCACAUGCUGUCGGAGCUUCUGCCGGAGCUGCAGGCGUCCAUGAAGCAGCGUUUGGAUCCCGGCUGGAGGCUCCACUACCUGCAGGACCAGAAAACUGCAAACUGAAGUUUAUCGACUCGUCUGAGAAGCUCCAGCAGCAGAAAUGAUCAUCAGACUGGGAAGACUGACUCCAGGAUAUUUCUGUCUCCUCCAGAGGCAGGUGUCAGGUGAGGUCCGGCUGCAGCCUCAGACCAGCAUCAUCGACCCCAUCGCCAUGACGAUGGCGGCGUUUGGGAUGGGAGUGUCUCUGUACAGCACCAGGCAGAUGACCGAGAGGGUCCAACUGAAAGAACCCAACUAGAAGAUCGCCUGCAGAUAGAACGUCAAAUAUAAAACAUGUGACUGUUUGUGGACGUCGGAGGAGGUUUGUGGAGGAGGAGGAUUAAAUGUGGUGUUUGUGUCGCUGCCAGAAGGAAAAUCUAAAUGUCUCAGAGGGGAAAAGUGACUCAUUGAUCAGAGAAACCAGGAUGAGUCAUCAAUAACAGCAAAUAAAAGCACAGAUAUGUGAGCCUGUAGGUCAGUAAGUUUAUAUUCUGUGCAGGUUUCCUUUAAGAGGGCGGAACAUUUAAUCAGGGAAUUGUGUUUUCAAGCAAUAAUCACUUUUUAACAAGCACCUUUAAUACAAGUAACCACAGAAAAUCAGAUUUUAUUUAUUAAAAUUCGUCACAAAUGCUCACUUUUCCUUCAUAAUAUUUCACUUUUGUCGUUCGCUGUGUGUUGUUGUACUUUAGCACCUUAAUGUUGUGAAUUUAGAUGAUAAAUCCUGCAGCAGAAUCACCUCUGACUAUUAUUUUUUCACCCAGCAGCUGUAGGAGGAGCUGUUUGUCACCAGAGCAUCUUAAAUUCGCUAAAAUAUAACUUUAAUUUCAUGUCAGCACAACAUUUACUCAGAAAAUGUCUGUAAAUGUAAAAUAUAUGUUCAAAUCCUGUACUUAGUAUAGGCACAACUGUGUACAUUUCACAGAAGUCUGAAAUAAAUACGUUCAUGUUUUGA
This is a messenger RNA of Amphiprion ocellaris (clown anemonefish), 7706 nucleotides long. RefSeq lists its product as uncharacterized. The record is from RefSeq and is a predicted model, not a curated record. Lineage: Eukaryota; Metazoa; Chordata; Actinopteri; Pomacentridae. The transcript is spliced from 3 exons. The coding region runs from base 3434 to 4456 and encodes 340 amino acids.